AUGUCAGGCUUGAGCGCGUUUCUCUCUCUCUCUUUCUCUCUCUCUCUCUCUCUCUCUCUUUCUCUCUCUCUCUCUCUCUCACUCUCUCUCUCUCUGUUUAUAGGUGUAAUCAUUUAUGGGGAUAAUAAACAUAUUUAUCUCUCUUUCUUUCUUUCUUUCUUUCUUUCUCUCUCUGCCCCUCUCCUCCUUCUCUCUCACUCACUCUCAACUCAUACACUCGAACGAGGGCCAAUAACCCCAGAAAUCUCCACUGCCUCAGGAACUUGCGACGUACAGACAAAAUUUAAAUGCAAUCUUCUUAUUACUACUAGCCUUGUGCCAUACAAAUUAAGUUUAGUAAGUAGCGAUAUAAUACGUUCUUUCUUUGUUUCUUUUCUUUCUUUUCUUUCUUUUCUUUCUUUUGUUUGUUCUUUUCCUUUCUUUUUUCUCACUUUUUUCCUAUUUUUUCUUUUUCCUCUCCUUCAUUCUUUUUUUAUCCUUUUUUUCUAUUAUCCUCUAUUCUUUCUUUCUUUCUUUCUUUCUUCUUUCUUUCUUUCUUUCAUUUUUGUCUGUCUUUUCUUUCAUUCCUCUCUUUCUUUUUUCCUUCCUUUCUUUCUUUCUCUAUCCUCCUCUCAUAAUUCUUUCAUUUUCUUCCUUCCUUUUUUUCUUUUCCUUGCUUCCUUUCUUUUCUUUCAUCUCUUUUCUUUCUUCUUCCUUUUUUCUUUAGUUUUCGUUUUAUGUUCCCACCAUGUCCUUUUUUUUUUCUUUCUGUCAUUUGAAAAAGAUAACCGAAUCUAG
Molecule: messenger RNA, 777 nt
Organism: Acanthosepion pharaonis
Lineage: Eukaryota; Metazoa; Mollusca; Cephalopoda; Sepiida; Sepiidae
Source: the annotation of a GenBank genome assembly